AUGGACGAAUUCGUCUUAACCCUUUCCACCCUCACCGACCGUACCCAUCCCGUCUUAUGCCUCAGGGUACAAGACGAUGGAGGCUUGUUAUUCUCGUCCAAGCAGUCUGCUCCUGACACGUUACAGCGCAAACAAUCCGAGUCGGGCCCCAGACCUCACGUGGGAAUCAUCGGCGCUGGCCUCGCCGGAUUGCGUUGUGCCGAUAUCCUGAUUCAACAUGGCUUGCUGGUGACCAUCAUCGAAGGCCGGGAACGGCUUGGAGGCCGCAUGUUCCAAGAAACGCUACCGAAUGGACACACUGUCGACCUUGGCCCCAACUGGAUACAUGGAACCGACGACAACCCCAUCAACGACCUCGCAAAAGAGACCGGAACCGCGGUCGGCCGCUGGGACAAUCGGUCGUAUGUGUUUGAUGAAGGGGGGGAACUGUUCGAUUUGGACGAAAGCGAGGUCUACUCUACCAUCAUGUGGGACAUUGUCCAAGAUGCAUUCAAACAUUCUAAUAAGAACUCGGCCGAUAUUCAUCCCGACGAGAGUCUAUGGGACUUUUUCCAGCACAAGGUAGUCGAGAAGAUCCCCGACACCGACGAGGAUCACGCCAGGAAGCGAAGCAUCGUUCUCCAAGUUGCCGAGCUUUGGGGUGCGUUUACCGGAAGCCCGAUCGAAACCCAAAGUCUCAAGUUUUUCUGGCUGGAAGAAUGCCUCGACGGCGAAAACCUAUUCUGCGCCGGCACCUACGAAAAGAUCUUGGAGAGAAUCGCGGAGCCCGUGAGGCACAACGCGGAUAUCAAGUACGAUACCCGGGUGACCAAGGUGGAGCUGAAAACCGCGGACCGUGAGAGGCCAAGGGUUCACACAAACACCGGCGAGAUCUUUGAGUUUGACGAGGUUGUAAUGACGGCGCCUUUGGGCUGGCUAAAAAAGAACCUGCAAGCGUUUGAUCCGCCGUUGCCCGACAGAAUCGAGCGAGGUAUCCAGGCCAUCGGCUACGGCUGCCUCGAAAAGGUUUACAUCAGUUUUCCCAGAGCGUUUUGGCUCGAACCCGACAGCAAAGGCCGAGUAGUCCAAGGCUUCUGCCAAUGGCUAGCGCCAAAUUACACACCAGAGACGAACCCGAAGAGGUGGAACCAGGAGAUUGUCGACCUCGCAUCGUUGGGCAAGCAUUCACACCCGACGCUGCUAUUUUACAUCUUUGGGGACGAGUCAAGAUACAUCACGGAAGAAGUGGCCAAGCUGAAGACGAUACCGGAGAGGAACUACUUCCUGUACGAUUUUUUCAAGCCCUACUAUUCCCGGCUGCCGCACUACGACGAGACGUCGCCCGACUGCAAGCCCAAGGGGUGCCUGUCGACGGACUGGAUGCGAGACGACCUCGCGGGAAACGGCAGCUACAGCAACUUCCCCGUCGGGUUGACAGAGGGCGACAAGGAUGUUGAGGCGAUGCGGAACGGCGUACCGGAAGGCGGCCUGUGGCUGGCCGGCGAGCACACGGCACCGUUCGUGGCGCUAGGAACGGCGACGGGGGCCUACUGGAGUGGUGAGAGUGUCGGCCUGAGGGUGGCUGAAGCCUACGGCAGGGCGAGCAUCACUAAUGUCCAGGCCGGCGAGGGGCAGUAG
Messenger RNA from Colletotrichum graminicola M1.001, 1617 nucleotides. RefSeq names its product flavin containing amine oxidoreductase. Gene Ontology annotation, molecular function: oxidoreductase activity. The coding region runs from base 1 to 1617 and encodes 538 amino acids. The transcript has 2 exons. The record is from RefSeq and is a predicted model, not a curated record. Lineage: Eukaryota; Fungi; Ascomycota; Sordariomycetes; Glomerellales; Glomerellaceae.